CUCAAAACUAAUAGCGUCGAAGUUACCUUUAUUGAAACUAUUCGGGAACUGUAGAAAUAACUCCAUCUCAACAGGGGAAAGCUUCUUGAUCACAUCACCAUCCUGCCAACACGAGUCAUGGCUAAUUGAAGAGCUUUCUAUACUGUGCGACCGAUAUGAAGUAGAAGACUAAAAAAAGCUUGUUUAUUUUAUAACACAGCAACAUUGUCCUGAGUGUGGUUGCCGUAACAGGCCACCCCUUCCCGAUCCACCCCACGGAACUAGCCAGCAACUAACUUAGCGAGCAAAACCCCCCAACGCCCCCACGUCUAUUAAAAGUAAACGUUUCAAAUAUAACGAAAAAUCUCAGCUGGCCCAAUAAUCGUGGCUACCAUACCCCAGACUCUGGGGAACCGUCGGCAUUGACGAUUGGGUAUGGCCCACGUGCAUCGGCCGGAACUGCCAAUUUCCACCAACCAAACAUCACCGUCGCUACCAACGCAUGCAGCUGUACUGUACACUGCCAUGCAACACAAAGCCCCUCCGCAUAAGCUUCAUGUACCGAACAAGCGAAUUAGAUGACCGUAUUGCUUCGCAUUGGCCAUGGAUCUUGCCGCUAGUGUCUGUAAAUGAAUACCGAGGUGCCAUCAUCGCAUCGCUUCGUCCUGUAUUCCAACGUUACAUGGAGCUUCCUGAAGAGGCUACCCCAUGUAAGACGGUCUAGAGCUAAUGCCCAUACUAACAGUAUCUAGUCUAUAUGAGCUAGAGCAACGAGCUAUAUAAGGGUGACUUUGUUCCCCAGGAUCUCAACAGUUCUGGCAAUAGACACCCCGCAAUUCCAUAAAGAACUCGUUUACCUAUCAUCAUCAUCAUGAGAUACGCUCUGAUCCCCGCCAUUGUCACUGGCCUGCUGGCCACCGAUGCGCUCGCGCGUGACGUGCCAGCCAACAUCAAGAGCCUGUACAAGUCUAUCCGGGCCAAGGGCACUUGCAGCAACAUUCUCAAGGGUGGCUUCUACAGCCAGGAAAAGGACUCCAAGGACUUUGCGUAUUGUGGUGACCAUCUAGAGUCAGAUGGCAUCAUCUACCUCCAGGGCACUCAUGGCAACCUGGUCAACAUGGACAUUGACUGUGACGGCCACCAAAGCAAGGGCAACGGCGACUGCGCCAGCUCAGGCGAUACACAGUCGCAGACAACAUGGAAGAGCAUCGUCAAGGGCUACAACAAGGGCAUUGACGACGUUGAUGCCUACAUCCACUCGUAUGUCGUGCUAGGCAACGACGGCUCCAAGAGCGGUUAUGUCACAUUUGACCCGCGCAAGUACGGCGUCGAUCCUCUGUCGGUUGUCGCUGUCGUGUGCGGCGACAAGAUGUUCUACGGUGUCUGGGCCGAUACCAACGGCGAUGACGGGCCUCCUCUGGUUGGCGAAGCCUCUCUGUCCCUCGGCCAAGCCUGCUAUGGCCGAGCUGUCAACGGCGACGCUGCUCACGAUGCCAACGACGUCCUCUACAUUGCGUUCAAGGGCAGCAAGGCCGUCCCUGGAGCUAACGGGGCCAAGUGGAACGCAAAGAGCUUUACCGACUUUGAGUCUUCGAUUUCCGCGCUCGGUGACAGCUUGGUCCAGGGCAUCAAGGGUUAGAACUGGUUCGCCCCAUAGCAUGUCAACACCCGCUGAACACCUUCUAUGGUGCUAUCGUUCUUGAGGGUUCAUGAACAUAACAUGAAUGAUUCUGUGUAGAAAGUAGUUUUUUAAUUGGUGAAUAGAAAAUGCACAUAUUAUGACACGCCCGAUGACCUAUGCCGAAAUGAGUGUACAUGUAUAUCGUGAUGUGACAAGAAAGCGGUCAUUCCGCUUUACCGGCGUCCAACCAACGGUAGAAAAAAACAGACAAAUGUGCAGACAAAUAUAUAACGCCUUUUGCUCCAUGCUGAUUCCCAGUGAUUCCAAAUGCGGCGCCGUCCUUUCCUUGAUGCGCCCCGCUGCCAUAAUUAGAAUGAAAAUAUCUCGAAAAGAAAAUGUUGUUUUCUUGUGAUGCUGCUAUCGCUGCUAUCGAUCCAGAAGUUGCUGCUGGUGCUAAUGCUGAUGUUGAUGCUGCUGCAGCAGUUGUUGCUCGUUAUUCGAUAAACGGCUUCUUUUGGCCACCAACCAUGCACAAGCCCAAGGCACGCAACGAGUCGCGGUCAUUGGCAAGGAUAAUGGUGCGCGCUGGAAGCAUGGGAUUGGAGGCGUCGACCUUGGCAGCAUCCUUGGCGGCUUGCUCAAUGGCCUCCAUUUCCUCUUUGCAUCCUUGCUGGUCCAUUGGGCAUAUGACAAUUCGUUGACGAAGGCUGAUAUCGCGCGCACCGCUUAAUUGUAGCUACAAAUAAGAUGAUACAGGUUAGAUUUCAUGAUACACAUUGGAUAACACAGAUCAGUGUUGGGCGAAAACGAUACCUUUAUGUUGAGAAAGAACUCAAUCUUGUAGAGUGAGGACUGUGUUGUAAAUGAGGCCAGCUCGUACAUGGGAAACGCCGCUUUUCCUCGCUUGACAAUGCCAUCCGAGUCGCGGAGGUCCUUUGCGGGGAACACCAGGCCCAUGUUGGUGGCAUAGCCGGCUUCGGGCAGCUUGGCCUUGACGGACUGAGCCUGCUUGGCGAGCUUGUUUAUUUUCUUGGUGGGCUCAUCGCCGUCGGGGUUAAAGGUGAUUUCCUCUUCGAUUUGUAGUGUAAUCUUAUCAAUGGUGACUUUUUUGGCUUUGCUCAUCCAGUCGAGAUUCGGUGAGACCUUGACAUAAACCGCUAUCGGGUCACCGGGGCCGUAGCUCCAGCGCGGCAAGUUGACGCCGAGAUGGACAAUGUUAUCGCUAGUGGCGAGCUUUGUUUCGGGUUUAUUGUACAUGCCAAAGGUGGAGAGAGUGUCGUAACGCUGAAGAGGCAUGGGAAAGGUGUACUUGAACUGGUUGCUAUGGCCCUGCUGGACGAUGACGACGAUUUCGUAAAAGGUUUCGACGGUUCGGUUGCCAAUCUGAAGGGAAGCGGACGGAAUGCGACGCGUAGACUCUUCGCCGCCGCGGCCAAAAGGAAUAAAUAUUACAAAGGGCAGAUCCAUGGCGAUGACACUCUCUGCCUCUUUGCCGGUGGAGCAGCGGAAGAGGAGGAGUUCCUUGCCAACCACAUCUGUUGUUUCGCGACGGGCAGCACCGAGGUGGCGCUUGGCGAGGUUGUCGGCAUCGGGAUGUAUUGAUUCUCUGCGCUGAAGGCAUAUGCGGACGAGAGAGAUGGGGACGGGCAUGGAAAAGCCCUGGCCUGGACGGAUCUCGACUUUACCUUCGACACGGGG
Molecule: messenger RNA, 3298 nt
Organism: [Torrubiella] hemipterigena
Lineage: Eukaryota; Fungi; Ascomycota; Sordariomycetes; Hypocreales; Clavicipitaceae
Source: the annotation of a GenBank genome assembly